AUGUUCUAUGAUCUCAACGUCCCGUACAGCCCGGAUGAUCCCGAGAUCUCCCACACUCUAAAUUUCCUAGCAGAACUGGGUUACACAACGGUCGCUCUAUCCCAAACCAUCGCGGGCAAACUGCCCACCGAUCUCUCACCACCGCCGACACCCGCGAACACCCCCAAGGGCCUGACACUCCUGACCCGCCUGAACCUGACCUUUUCCGACCCCGCGCAGAACCAGCGGCUCAACAACCUGGCGCAGGUCUAUGACCUCGUCGCGGUCCGCCCCACCAACGAGAAAUGCCUCCUGAACGCGUGCACCAACCUCGACUGCGAUGUGAUCUCGCUGGACCUCUCCGUGAGACACCCGUACCACUUCAAGUUCAAGAUGCUCUCCGCCGCCAUCGCACGUGGGAUCCGUCUUGAGAUCUGCUACGGCCCGGGCGUCACGGGGAGCGGGCCCGACGCGCGACGGAACCUCAUCGGCAAUGCGAUGUCCUUGAUUCGUGCGACGCGUGGUCGCGGCAUUAUCGUCUCGAGCGAGGCUAAGCGGGCGUUGGGGGUGCGCGCGCCGUGGGAUGUGAUCAAUUUGACGUGUGUUUGGGGCUUGUCACAGGAGCGGGGGAAGGAGGCGAUCUGCGAAGAGGCGAGGAAGACGACGGCGCUGGCUAAGCUGAAGCGCACGAGCUGGCGCGGGAUCGUGGAUGUCGUGGACGGGGGAAAAACUGUCGAACGGAAGGGCAACGCGCAGAAGGGUCAGAAGGCUGCGGGUAAACAGAAAGGCGCACCGGUCGAGAACAACGGCGAUGGAUUGAAAAGAAAGGCGUCUGUUGGCGCGGACACUACCACCGAUGAGCCGGAGAAGGCUCUGUCUAAACGGGAAUUGAAGCGUCGGGCCAAGAAGGCACGCUUAGCAUUGGGGGAACCGGAAGGCGGCUCGGAGACUCCCGCUGCUGGCUAA
This is a messenger RNA of Aspergillus campestris IBT 28561, 945 nucleotides long. Its product is annotated as ribonuclease P subunit p30 family protein. The coding region runs from base 1 to 945 and encodes 314 amino acids. The record is from RefSeq and is a predicted model, not a curated record. Gene Ontology annotation, biological process: tRNA processing. Gene Ontology annotation, cellular component: nucleolar ribonuclease P complex. Gene Ontology annotation, molecular function: RNA binding. The transcript has 2 exons. Lineage: Eukaryota; Fungi; Ascomycota; Eurotiomycetes; Eurotiales; Aspergillaceae.